Messenger RNA from Syngnathoides biaculeatus (alligator pipefish), 2488 nucleotides. RefSeq names its product Na(+)/citrate cotransporter-like. Gene Ontology annotation, cellular component: membrane. The coding region runs from base 125 to 2017 and encodes 630 amino acids. Gene Ontology annotation, molecular function: sodium:dicarboxylate symporter activity; citrate transmembrane transporter activity; succinate transmembrane transporter activity. Gene Ontology annotation, biological process: monoatomic anion transmembrane transport; citrate transport. The record is from RefSeq and is a predicted model, not a curated record. The transcript is spliced from 14 exons. NCBI's taxonomy places the organism in Eukaryota, Metazoa, Chordata, Actinopteri, Syngnathiformes, Syngnathidae.
AGGACGAGACAAGACAGGAGGACUUAAGUGUAACCGUACCGGGAGUGUCCACUGGGUGUCAGCAGACUCACACCAGAACUUGAUUUCUUUGCGGAAUGUGAUUAUUCAUUCCUUCAUAUCCGCGAUGGCGGUCCUUCCGCUGCGGGUGCGAAUGUUUCGGGUGGUGUGGCGUGCGAAGAGCGUCUUCAUCGUGGCGUCGGGUCCGUUGGUCCUGCUGCCGCUCGCCCUCAGCACCAAGGAGUCUGCGUGUGCAUACGUAAUCCUGCUGAUGGCGCUGUACUGGUGCACAGAGGUCCUGCCGCUGGCCGUGACGGCGCUGCUGCCUACCAUCUUGUUUCCUGUACUCGGCAUCAUGCAGUCCAAAGACGUGUGCAUGCAGUACCUGCGAGACAGCAACAUGCUGUUCGUGGGCGGGCUGAUGGUGGCGGUGGCCGUGGAGCACUGGAACCUCCACAAGCGCAUCGCACUCAAAGUUCUCCUGGUGGUCGGCGUCAGGCCUGCGCUGCUGAUGCUGGGCUUCAUGGGCGUGACGGCCUUCCUGUCCAUGUGGAUCAGCAACACGGCCACGGCCGCCAUGAUGGUCCCCAUCGUGCACGCCGUGCUGGACCAACUGCAUCGCCACGACGACAUGGAGGAGGGACGCCUGAAGGGGAGCCAAGACGGGAACCCGGCCCCCGCGACGCAGAGCGACGUCGCGGUCGCGGUGCCUGAACCUGUUUCCGGAAGGACCGGCGAGUCUGGAGAAAGAACCCGUGAGGGCGAUGUAACAGCAACAGCGCCCAAUGAUGGGAUAAUGUCAUCGCUCAAACCGCCGCCACAAGACAAACCUCCGUCUGCACCAAAAGCGAGCGCGUCGAGCGUGGUGUGCGCGUUGGAGGUGGAGGAGGCCGAGGGCGUGGACGACGAGCGCCGGCGCUUGAGCAAGGGCCUGCUGCUGAGCGUGUGCUACGCGGCCAGCAUCGGCGGCAUCGCCACACUGACGGGAACCGGACCAAACCUGGUCCUGCUGGGCCAGAUGAGCCAGCUGUUCCCCCAGAGCGGCGGCGUCAUCAACUCGGCGUCCUGGUUCGUCUUCGCCUUCCCCACCAUGAUGAUGAUGCUCCUGAUGGCCUGGAUCCUGCUGCAUCAGGUCUUCAUAGGACGCAGCCCGCGGGAGGCGUGGUCCUGCGGCGGGGGCCGGGCGGCAAAGGAGCGAGCCGCCCGCGCCGUCAUCGCUGAGGAGCACCGGCGCUUGGGUCACAUGACUUACGGUGAGGCCAGCGUGAUGGCGCUCUUCCUCCUCAUGGUGGCGCUGUGGUUCACCCGCGAGCCGCGCUUCGUGGACGGCUGGGCCUCGCGACUCUUCAACGCUGAAGCCGAGUUCGUCACCGAUGCCACUGUCGCCCUCAUGGUGGCGCUCUUGCUGUUCGUUCUGCCUUCCCGGCCGCCCAGGUACCUCUGCUGCUGGAGGCCCAACUCGGACCCAGAUGGGCAGGUGUCCCGAGGCCCCGCCCCUCCGUUGCUGACCUGGAAGGUGGCGCAGGCAAAGAUUCCCUGGAACAUCGUACUGCUGCUGGGCGGAGGAUUUGCGCUGGCCAAAGGCAGCGAGGAGUCGGGCCUGUCGCGCUGGUUGGGCUCCCAGAUGACGCCGCUUCAUUCCAUCCCGCCGUGGGCCAUCACCGUGGUUCUGUGCCUCCUCACCGCCACCUUCACAGAAUGCGCCAGCAAUGUCGCCACAGCGACGCUAUUACUGCCUAUCCUGGCCUCCAUGUCUCAGUCCAUCAGUGUGAAUCCUCUGUAUGUGAUGAUCCCGUGUACCCUGAGUGCCUCCUUCGCCUUCAUGCUGCCCGUGGCCACGCCCCCGAACGCCAUCGUCUUCUCCUCGGGCUACCUCAAAGUGGCCGACAUGGCGAAAACCGGCGUGGUGAUGAACGUCAUCGGCAUCGCGUGCAUCAGCGUGGCCAUCAACACUUGGGGCCGCGUCUUGUUCUCGCUGGACUCUUUCCCCGAGUGGGCCAAUGCCACCACGCCCAUUUAGCCCCCCCAAGUUCCUUCAUUGUCGUGCUUUUUUAAAAUAUUUUAUUUGGGGGGAAAAAAAAAAUCAACAAUAAUAUUAUAAAUUCAUAUUUAACACAUUCAUUCACAUUAUAUUUUCUCCUUUAGACUCCUUAUUAUUGUUUUUUUGUUUAUUGUUGUUUUGUUAAAAAAAAUGUUGACAUUUUGUCAUUGCUUUACAUUGUUGUACAUAUGUAACAUCCCAACAAUUUUAUGACCUUUGAAUAAAUAUUUCACACAUAACGGUGGCUGCUUUCGAUCAGUAAUCCUCUGACGUCAACUAUAGGGCUUGAAUUACACUACAAAUAUUUAAAGGAGCAAAAUUGAAAUGUGCUCAAACGAAAAAAAAACUUUUAUCUGGAGAGAAUAAUUAACUCAAUACAUGUAUACUGUUUGUUUGUUUGUUUUUUUUAAAAAGAUAAUUCGUAAAAUUAACUAAAUGAUUACUAAUUAA